Molecule: messenger RNA, 1056 nt
Organism: Capsella rubella
Lineage: Eukaryota; Viridiplantae; Streptophyta; Magnoliopsida; Brassicales; Brassicaceae
Exons: 3
Coding region: 134-736 (200 amino acids)
Molecular function (GO): nucleic acid binding
Source: RefSeq, a predicted model, not a curated record
CCUCUCGUCUCUCUCUCUCUCGGCGGCUCCUUUCUCGGUCGUUCGUAUCGGAAAGAUCGAUAUCCCCGUGUUUGCUCAAGUCUUCCCCAUCUUACCUUUCGAGUGCGAUUUUUUUGUCUCUGUAUCUGAGGUGAUGGCUACUCCGGAAGAAGUCGAGUAUGAGAAGUUUCUAGAGAGAGUUCGGCGUACUGUCUAUAUAGACGAGCUCACACCUCUUGCCACAUAUCCGGUUAUUGAGGCUGCGUUUAACCAGUUCGGGACUGUCAAGAGUGUCAGCUUCAUUCCAAACUUCUUGGGUCCAAAGGAGCUUCCUAUUGGUGUUCUAGUUGAGAUGGAGACCGAAGAGAUGGCCAAGGAUGUUACCGCCACUGUCACUCAGUUACCUUUCAUGGUUGCUGGAAUGCCCAGGCCUGUGAGAGCUACUCCUUCUCAUCCUCAUAUGUUUGUUGAUCGACCUAAGAAGCCUGGUAGAAAGAUCCGUUUUCGCUGGAUUAACCCCAAUGAUCCUGAUUUCGACAAGGCUAAGAAAAUGAAGCGGCUUGUUCGUAAACAUACUGCUGAAACUUCUUUUAUGCUCAAGAAACAGCUCGAGGAGGCAGACAAGCUGUCUAAACAGCAAGCUGAGACCGCCAUAACACAUCAUAAGAAGUUUGAGAUGUGUGAUAAACUCCUCCACGAUGGUGUUGCUCAGAAACUGGCUGACUGCUACAACAUCAAGUCUUAUCCUUAUCGCUAGAGAGGCACCAUUUCCUAGUGAUGGGUACUCUGCCAAUUGUAAUAGGUACGAUAAGAGGGUUAAGAGUCUAACUAAGUAGUAGUAAGGGAAAACUGCUGUAAGAAUUUCUGAAAACCGAGGGAUGGUAUUUUGCUUAGGAGAUUAGGUGUAGGGAUCUUGAUACCUUUCUCUGUGAUGGAUGUGAUGAACUGUGUUUCUAGAGGACAAUAGGAUAUGUUUUUAGUUUAACCUUCAUCUCCUCUUACUCUGAAUGCUCAAGCGAAGCAAUAUUGAAGCUUUAGAGACAUGUUCUACUCUCUUUUACUCCGCUUCUUUUUAUA